AUGGUGAAAAGAAAGUUAGGGGCCUUGGAAAAGGUCGAGGCUGAUCUGCCCAACUUACAGCAUAAAGUCCGAAGAGAUCCAAAGUCGUACAUUGAAGACUUCCGGGCCCAGCAUUACCAAUAUGAGAGUCACCGCGAGAUUUUCAUGGCCGCACCCACGGCUGCCACAGACACUGGCAUCAUCUCGUUACGGGAAUUAAUUGAUUUCCUCGCGCACGUUGCCGAUUGCUAUCCCACCAUUACGAAGGAUUUUCCCCAGCAACUCAUCGAUAUCCUGACACAGCACCAUCUGAUUCUCGAACCCGAAUUGCGGGAGAAGAUCGUAGGUAGUCUGGUCUUGCUUCGCAAGAAGGAAUUGCUUGACUCUGCUACUUUGCUGCAGACUUUGUUCCCUAUUCUGAUCUCGACCCCAAGCAAGACUCUGCGAGCCCUGAUUUUCCAGAAGAUCCUCAUGGAUCUUCGGACAUCGAACUCAAAGACAAUCAACCACAAGCUCAACCGGACCAUGCAGACUGUUCUGUUCAACCUGGUGACAUCAGACCGCACUUCUUCAAAGGGUCUGUGGGCUAUCAAGAUCACGCGCGAGCUGUGGAAACGACAGAUCUGGACAGAUGCCAAGGCAGUUGAAGUCAUGAAGGAGGCGAGUUUGUCAGAGAAUGAGAAGGUCAUUGUUGGUGGUGUUCGCUUCUUCCUGGGUGGUGACAAGGAGCGUGAGGAGAUGGAAGACGAGAGCAGUGAUGAAGAGGCCAUCGAUCUCGGACGAGUAAAACAUCAGGUCGGAAUCAAUAAGAAGACCCGGAAGAAGUCCCGCGCGGUCGAGAAGGCAAAGGCUACCGUCAAGAAGAAGGAGCGGAAGAAGAACCAGCCGCAUCCUCUGAACUUCUCCGCGCUUCAUCUGCUACACGAUCCCCAAGGGUUCGCGGAGAAUCUGUUCUCGAAACACCUUCAAAAUUCCAAGUCGAAGCUGAACCUCGACCAGAAGCUUCAGGUCUUGCAGCUCGUGUCUCGUCUUGUCGGAUUGCAUAGAUUGCAUAUCAUGCAUCUCUAUUCUUACUUCCAAAAAUACCUCACCCCACGACAGCCUUCGGUUACAUCGUUCUUGGCGUCCCUUGCACAAGCAUCGCACGACCUGGUGCCGCCUGAUGUUCUUGAGCCUCUUGUACUGAAGAUUGCCAACGAAUUCGUGUCCGAAGCAGCCGCAUCGGAGGUGGCUACAGCUGGUCUCAACGCCAUUCGAGAAAUCUGUGUUCGUCAGCCCCUCGCCAUGAAUGAAACUCUGCUGCAAGACCUUGUGAUGUACAGGAAGAGCAAGGAUAAGGGUGUGGUGAUGGCAGCCAGAGGACUGCUCAGUCUCUACAGAGAUGUUGCAGCGGAUAUGCUCAAGAGACGUGAUCGUGGUAAAGAGGCGUCGAUGGGCUUGCGCUCUGGCGAGAAGAAAGAGCGCCGUUUCGGUGAGCAAGAGACCGGUGAGAUUGAAGGUCUCGAGCUCCUGGAGAAAUGGAAGGAGGAGGAGCGCAGGAAGCGGAGACUCGAGAAGGGUCUGCCUUCUGACGCUGAAGACGAUGAAGACGAUGAGGCCGAGGAUGAGGCGGCCUGGGCCAAAUGGAAUGUUGAAGACGACGAGGAUAGUGAUGGAUCCGGCGGGUGGAUUGAUGUCCAGAGCGAUGCGGAAAUUGAGCUCAGCGACUCGGAUGAUGAUGAAGAGCGGCCUUCCAAGAAGGCCAAGUCCGAAGGCGAAGAGGAUAAUGCACAAGCCACAGGAGAGCAAACUGAGGCCAACAAGCUCAAGCUGGCAACGACCCGUAUCCUCACGCCGGCCGAUCUGGCUAAACUUGCCGAGCUGCGCAACGAAGCAGCUGUCAACGCUCUACUCCCGAAGAAACAUCGCUCUGGACAAAACAAUGGUCCUUCUCGACAUGCGGACGAUCCCCUUACUGCCGCCGAGAUCGAAGGCCUGGCUGCCCUGUCUGCUGGCAAGUCCACACGCGAGGAGCGUAUCGCUCAUGCGAAGGAAGGCAAACAGGACCGGUCAGAAUAUAAGAGUGUGACCGCAAGACGCAAGGAGCGCAAGGAGGAGCAGGGCAAGAGCAGUACGAACAAGGAGAAGGAGCGCAGAAAGAACAUCUUCAUGACUCUCGGUAAAGCGAAGGGCAAGGGCAAAAGAAGUCUGGUUGAGACACGAAAUGUCCUGCGGGCUCAUCAGGAACGGAGGAAGCGUGGUGGCCGCAGAGGAAACAAUGGAUAA
Molecule: messenger RNA, 2244 nt
Organism: Aspergillus clavatus NRRL 1
Lineage: Eukaryota; Fungi; Ascomycota; Eurotiomycetes; Eurotiales; Aspergillaceae
Product: SDA1 family protein
Exons: 4
Coding region: 1-2244 (747 amino acids)
Biological process (GO): ribosomal large subunit export from nucleus; ribosomal large subunit biogenesis
Cellular component (GO): nucleolus
Source: RefSeq, a predicted model, not a curated record